AUGAGGGGAAUCGCUAUACGUCCCCAGCGGACGCUUCGAGUGCAAGGCCCCAUUUGCCAGUUUUGCCAAUUCUCGACCCGACCCGAGCUCUCCGCAUCGCCCAAGCUUCAGGGUGAGCCGCUGCGAAAAACCCAGCAGCACGCUGUUUACCAACCUCGCAACCCCGAUUUCAGACGGAGUUAUGCCAAAAAACUGACGCCGAAUUCACCAAAUACUGCUACAAACCGAUUGAACUCCCUUGCGCAGACUGCCAAUUCGUCUUCAGGCGCAGACCGUGUUGUGGAUGACAUUCGGGAAAAGUUCCAGUCGAUAGUCCAGGCAGACAAGGCAGCCCCCGAAGAAGAAGUAGUGGCAUUGCUGCAGCAAUGUCUGCAGACUGUGGAAUCCUACGCCAAUCCGGCCGAGCAGCGAGAAAAGGGGACGUCGAAUGCGACAUCUUCACUGCUGGACCUUGCCGACACGGCCGAAGCCCAUGCCGCAAGACCCGAUAAAGGCCAGCGGCGCAGGGCUACAGAUACCAUAUCGGACAUGGUCGACGAGCUGCUUUUAAACGACAAGGUGUUCAUCUCAACAGAAACCCUCGAGCUCUACACGAAAAUCCAGUCGCUUUUGAAACGGGGCAACCAUUUCCCUCGCAUCUUCUCUCUGUUCGCCAACAAGCCGAUUCCGCAGCCCGGCACGUCGCCGAUCAAGUUCAGCGAGCCGAACCCAGCAGACGUAAAGAAUGCCGUUCCGUCGGAAUUGGCAACUAUGGCGCUGGAUGUGGCUCUGUCGCAAAAAAACCUGCCUUUAGCUCUCGCAAUCAUCGAUACCACCUUCUGCGCACCAGCAUUCUACCGCGCCAAGAUGUUCAAAAAGGCCGGCGUGCCUCUGGGCGGACUGGUCGCGGCGCCGUUGGCGUCGUAUGUGGUUGCGACGUGGGCAGCUAGCUUGCAGAAUACCAUGGACCCCAGCAUGGCGACGGGGAUCGCUUUCACUGCAACACUGGCUUACAUUGGCUUUACUUCAUCUGUGGGCGUGAUAGCAAUCACCACAGCGAACGACCAGAUGGAGCGUGUGGUAUGGUCGUCUGGUAUUCCACUGCGGCACCGGUGGUUACGAGAGGAGGAAAGGGCUGCUCUCGACAAAGUUGCCGUGGCAUGGGGCUUCAAAGAUGUUUUGAGGAGAGGAGAGGAGGAAGGCGAGGAGUGGGAGAAUCUUCGCGAGUUUAUUGGAAUGAGGGGAAUGAUAUUGGACAAGACAGAGCUGAUGGAGGGUAUGCAAUAG
Messenger RNA from Talaromyces rugulosus, 1266 nucleotides. RefSeq lists its product as uncharacterized. The record is from RefSeq and is a predicted model, not a curated record. The transcript has a single exon. NCBI's taxonomy places the organism in Eukaryota, Fungi, Ascomycota, Eurotiomycetes, Eurotiales, Trichocomaceae. The coding region runs from base 1 to 1266 and encodes 421 amino acids.